AUUGUUUGUUGUUGAGAGGUAGUAUAGACAUCCACGCCGAUAUUUCUUAUAUAGCAUAUCAACAGUUGGCAGAAUUGUUGACAGACUAUCUUUUUCAAACUAACGUUGGACAAGAUGCAAACUUGGAACAAAUAUUGUGAGUCUUUUGAAUAUACUGUCGAGUUAUCCGCUUUUGAUGCCUUUCGAGUGCGUUUAUUACAUGGUUGGAUAAUUGACCCAAAGAACGACGUGUUGGUCUCCACCAUAGAUAACUUGUCUUAUAAUCAAUUGGUUGAUUUUCUGGUCGCAAGUGAUGAACUGAAACCUUCAACUAGAGAAUCUUCUUUGGAAACCCAUUCAGAUGGAGAAUCACUCACACAAGUACAUUCAAGUGUUCAACAACAACAAGAAAAAACUCAAGACACUUUGAAAGAGCCUCUCAAUGAAUCUUUGUUAGAAAGUAUAGAAAGAGAGAAUCCUAUGGGUACAGAGCAAGUAACUCAAACACAUGUAGAUGAUUCAACAGAACAAGGAAACUUAUCUGUUCAUAUGGAAAUAGAAGAUACCAACAAGGAGAAUUCUGAGGAACGAGAACAGUCAUCUGAAAUGGAGAAUAUCUCUAAUAAGGAAGUCACUUCACAAGAACAAAUGGAAAGCGAACUUACAAACUUGUCGAUAACACAACCUAGUCCAAGAACCAAAGCAACCAUAAUAAGAGAAUUCCUUACAGAAACCAGCAAUCAACUCACCAUUUAUGGUUUAGAAGAGUUGCACAAAUUGGUUGAGGAGAAUGAGUUGUGUGUAUUUUUCAGAAAUAAUCAUUUCUCUACGGUGACUAAGCAUAUGGGCAAUCUAUAUUUGCUCAUAUCGGAUAUCGGUUUUGCAGAAGAGAAGGAUGUUAUUUGGGAGAAGGUUUGUUCUAUCUAUGGAGAUUCAGAAUUUGUAACUGCAGAUUUUCAGUCCAUCCAACAUGAAGCUAAAACUUCAGGUUCUUUACCUACAACAGCUGGAACUGCAAGUUUAGAUGAACAAUUAGCUGCACAAUUACAAGCUCAAGAAAAACAGCCAUCUUCUUUGCAUGUAUCAUCUCCACAUGUUGAAGAUACUGAUUAUCAGCUAGCCAAGAAACUUCAAGAAGAAGAGCAAAGAAAACAACAAUCUCAUGCUACAACGAAUAGGACAAGUCCAUCUCGAAAUAUUCAUCGUACUUCACCUAAAGCAAAGGGUAGUCGUUCACCCAAGUCAUCUUCUGGUGGUGAUAAAAAGUCUAGUUGUAGUAUUCAGUAGUAUGGAGGAGAAUAUUGUACUACCAAAGGGUGAUAAGAUUCCUCUAUGGAUCAUUAGUAUUAUUAUUAUUUGUUUGGGAAUAAAAUGGCUUUUAUUGGUCUAUUCCAAAGAAGAUCAGCUUUUAGUGACUUAUCAAGCCUACAAAGACUUUGGCCAGCUUU
Messenger RNA from Galdieria sulphuraria, 1427 nucleotides. RefSeq lists its product as uncharacterized. The transcript is spliced from 2 exons. Gene Ontology annotation, biological process: protein K48-linked deubiquitination. Gene Ontology annotation, cellular component: cytosol; cell periphery. The record is from RefSeq and is a predicted model, not a curated record. Gene Ontology annotation, molecular function: K48-linked deubiquitinase activity; cysteine-type deubiquitinase activity; cysteine-type carboxypeptidase activity. Bases 115 to 1266 code for a protein of 383 amino acids. NCBI's taxonomy places the organism in Eukaryota, Rhodophyta, Bangiophyceae, Galdieriales, Galdieriaceae.